This is a messenger RNA of Cicer arietinum (chickpea), 1076 nucleotides long. RefSeq names its product probable histone chaperone ASF1A. Gene Ontology annotation, biological process: DNA replication-dependent chromatin assembly. Gene Ontology annotation, molecular function: histone binding. NCBI's taxonomy places the organism in Eukaryota, Viridiplantae, Streptophyta, Magnoliopsida, Fabales, Fabaceae. Gene Ontology annotation, cellular component: chromatin; nucleus. The record is from RefSeq and is a predicted model, not a curated record.
AGGAGAGUGGGGUUGGUUUGUUUGUCUGUGUGUGCAAUUGUUGUAAUAAAUGAUAAAUCGUGUGGACUAUGACUUGUGAUUUCUUUCUUUUUAUUUCUUCAAAACCUCACUCACUCCCGCCAACACCUUUCAUUGCCCUCGCUUCUCGUCCUUCAUUUGAACACUCACUCACUCUAUAAUAAUAAUUGUUUUUCUCGUCUCCUCAAUUUCUUGUGUGUUUGGAAGAUUCGAGAAGCAGCUGCAGCAACAUGAGUGCGGUGAACAUCACCAACGUGACAGUCCUCGAUAACCCUGCUUCAUUUCUCAAACCUUUUCAGUUCGAGAUUUCCUACGAGUGUUUGGCCGCUCUCAAAGACGAUUUGGAAUGGAAGCUCAUUUAUGUUGGAUCUGCUGAGGAUGAGACUUAUGACCAAUUAUUAGAGAGUGUUCUUGUUGGUCCUGUCAAUGUUGGAAACUACCGCUUUGUUUUACAGGCAGAUCCACCGGACCCGUCAAAGAUUCGUGAAGAAGAUAUCAUUGGUGUUACGGUGCUUCUACUGACCUGCUCUUAUUUGGGUCAAGAGUUUAUUCGCGUUGGUUAUUAUGUCAACAAUGACUAUGAUGAUGAGCAGCUGAGAGAGGAACCUCCAACAAAGGUUUUAAUUGAUAAGGUUCAAAGGAAUAUUUUAUGUGAUAAACCAAGGGUCACAAAGUUUCCCAUCAAUUUUCACCCUGAGAACAAUGAAAAUGAAGAGAAACCCCCUCCAUCUGAGCAACAACCAGAAACUGGAAAUGGUCAAGUGGCUGUAGCUGAUUGUGAUCCCCCAAAUGAGGGGGAUUCUAACAUUUUGUAGGUAUACAGGCCUUUCAACUCUCCAAUGUCCAACUUUACAUUGCCUGUACGGAUUAAGAUGCUUUUUGUGAAUCUCUUAUGGAUGAAGUUGAUGAUAUGACUCAUGAAUACUUUUGGAAGUAGGAAGAGCCUUUGAAUUACUAGGUUCAAGAUGUUUGUAAUGUGUGAAAACCAGUUUCUAUCCACAAAGCUUUGCAAUACAAAUCCAAUUUCAUUAGUUCUUGCGUUUCACAUAAUGAGCAAA